This is a messenger RNA of Cylas formicarius (sweet potato weevil), 1957 nucleotides long. Its product is annotated as choline/ethanolamine kinase. The record is from RefSeq and is a predicted model, not a curated record. Lineage: Eukaryota; Metazoa; Arthropoda; Insecta; Coleoptera; Brentidae. The coding region runs from base 265 to 1401 and encodes 378 amino acids. Gene Ontology annotation, cellular component: cytoplasm. The transcript has 6 exons. Gene Ontology annotation, biological process: phosphatidylethanolamine biosynthetic process; CDP-choline pathway. Gene Ontology annotation, molecular function: choline kinase activity; ethanolamine kinase activity.
CAGCGAGACUCGCGUUUUGAUUCAUUGCGAUUUUAUCUAGGCAGAUGUGAAGUUGUGUUUUUAUUUGGCUAUUAUCGUAUCUGAGACUCAUUGCAAUUAUUAUUUUAUUAUUAUAAAUACACACACUGAGAUCAAAACCUAAUAGAGCUAGCGAAUCGUACGCAGCUGGUUGAUUCACGUGGCGUUCAAUAUCCGUUCUGGAACAUUCCGUUCGUCCGAGUCUGUUUUUAACUUCGUUUCAAUUUUUGUCGAGUAUAUUCGAAAAUGUUGAACACGCGCAACACAAAGAUGCACGGAGAUUCGUUCGAGAUGAAGGAUCUGACCGCCAGAAUCUGCAGGGAAUAUUUGCACGGAGCUUGGAAAAAGGUCACUCCCCACGACAUAGGGUUUAAACAUAUUAGCGGAGGCUUGUCCAACCUCCUCUACCACGUGGCGCUGCCGCCGUACCUGAUCGACGACAGCAAAGGCCACUCGUGCCACGAGCCGAAGGAAGUGCUGAUCCGCGUUUACGGGCAAACCCACGGCGAGGGCGCACUCGAGGCCCUCAUCACCGAAUCGGUCAUCUUCACGCUGCUAUCGGAACGCGGGCUGGGCCCCAAACUUCACGGCAUCUUCCCGGGCGGUCGCAUCGAGCAGUACAUCAACGCGCGACCGCUUCUGACCAGAGAACUGGCCAUCCCGAAACUGUCGGUCCUAAUCGCCCAAAAAAUGGCGCAAAUCCACUCGAUGGAGGUACCGCUGCACAAGGAGCCCGACUGGCUCUGGAACACGAUGGACCGUUGGCUGAAGACGUGCGAGAAGAAGCUCGCCGGCGACGUCCCCGAAUUUGCAAGAGACCUGCUCGACAAGGUGGACCUUAACGCCGAAACGCGAUGGCUGAAGGAGACGUUGGAGCGCGAGAACAGUCCCGUCGUGUUUUGUCACAACGACAUGCAGGAAGGCAACAUUUUGAUGUCGCCCGACGCCGACAAGGACGAGGACCCCCGCAUAGUCAUUAUCGACUUUGAAUACUGCUCUUACAACUAUCGCGGCUUCGACAUAGCCAACCAUUUCGUUGAGUGGAUCUACGAUUACAAGGAGGAGACGUCGUACCCUUUCUACACCGAAAACCCCCGCCAUUAUCCAACCGAAAAGCAACGGUUGACGUUUAUCCGGGCUUACCUCGACGAAAGCGGCUCGCGAGAGAACGUCACGAAGGUGCUGCGAGAGGUGGAAGUCUUCACGCUCGCUUCGCACCUGUUUUGGACGUUGUGGGGCAUCAUCAACGCUGAAACUUCCAAAAUCCCCUUUGGCUAUUGGGAAUACGGAGUAUCUAGGCUUUCGAACUACCUCCGGCUCAAGGAGCGUCUCUCUUGCAACACGAAAAUCAAGAGAAAAGUAGAAUGCCUGAGCUUGGAUUGAAUAUGGGGGGCACAAUGAAUGCGCCCCUCCCCCAUUCUCAACCCCGUCUCUCUCUCGGGAGAGCGAGGCUGCAGAACUCGCUUACAGUUGACUGUGAAUACUCUCCGGAAGUAUGUAAUCACAUAUUGUGAUAUUUUUGUCGAUAUAUAGUCUAAUUCGAUAGUAUUACACUCGAAAUGUCCAGUCGAAUAUAUAUUAUGGAUCUCCUGGAUAUCGGAAAUUCGGUUUAACCCACACACAAUAUAUUUGCACGAGAUAGAUUACGGUUAAGAUAACUUAUAUUAUUCUUUUGACGGGCGCACGAUGAGCCACGCAAGAGGAAACGAAGGGGCUGGAACAUUGUACUUAAUAAUGUUCGACACCAAAGCAGAUCUAUGAAAAUCAACUGCAUUUUGUUUGCAUUUCUUAUAUUUUUUUGUAUGUUUGAUACAAUAUGGUCCCUUUUUGACCUUAGCGGAAGAGGUGGAUACUUAUUAUGUACUUUGCCUCCUUGUAAAUAAUAUAAUUUUGUUUUAUCCCUUGAGUUUUUAUUCUAUUAAUAAAACUGAGCAGCAUA